Molecule: messenger RNA, 1127 nt
Organism: Agrilus planipennis (emerald ash borer)
Lineage: Eukaryota; Metazoa; Arthropoda; Insecta; Coleoptera; Buprestidae
Gene: eve
Product: segmentation protein even-skipped-like
Exons: 3
Coding region: 98-988 (296 amino acids)
Biological process (GO): regulation of transcription by RNA polymerase II
Cellular component (GO): nucleus
Molecular function (GO): DNA-binding transcription factor activity, RNA polymerase II-specific; RNA polymerase II cis-regulatory region sequence-specific DNA binding
Source: RefSeq, a predicted model, not a curated record
GCAGCCGUUUGAGUGUGGAAACAAGUGUGGUUUUUGGAGUGCUUCUGAAGUGAAAAACGGAACAAUUAAAAGUUGUUUAUAUUUUAUCGGUUCGAAAAUGUUUCAACAAGAUCAGCCGAAAGCUGGCCCGAUAGUGCUGGACGUCAUUCCACCCCAUUAUAACAUGCAUCAUCAUCAAAGCCAUCAAAGUCCACCGCAAUCGCCAAAUAGCACUCAAUCUAUCAAAAAAGAUUCUCUAUCGCCAAUUCCUGGUGAUACCAAGCUGAAUUCUUCGGCCAGUCAAAUACAUAACGAUCCCAACAUCAGAAGGUACAGGACGGCAUUUACAAGGGAGCAACUGGCCCGGUUAGAAAAGGAAUUCUACAAAGAAAAUUAUGUUUCCCGACCCCGUCGGUGUGAACUAGCUGCUCAACUGAAUCUUCCCGAAAGCACCAUCAAGGUUUGGUUCCAAAAUCGUCGUAUGAAAGACAAGCGUCAAAAAAUGGCAAUCGCAUGGCCCUACGCGGCGGUCUACACGGAUCCUGCUUUUGCAGCUUCCCUUCUUCAAGCAGCUGCCUCCAGUUUGCCUUUGCAUUACGCGCCACCGCCACCAAUGUACCACCCUCAUCACUACCACCCCAGGUAUCACCCGUACAGUUCCGGUUUUGGCAUACCCCAAAGCAACAUGCCGCUGGCUAACCCUGGACUGGGCAUGAACCAAAGUAUUUCGUUGGGUGGUACUUUGCAAGGAUUUCCGCAAACGGUACCGCAACCGCAAUUAGCACCAGCAGGAUUAAAUAUCAGUCUUGGUCUGGACUUCCCCGCCUAUCCUAAACUCUCCGACCAUCACCUGAAACUGUCGCCCAAGGGUUCGCCUGUACAUUCCGAUUUGAGCGUAAGUCCGAGCCCGUCCGACGGCUUGCUAAUGCCUGCCAAGAUGGAACAGACCCAAAUUCCUUCCAUGCAAGAUAAGCCGAAACUUUUUAAACCGUACAAGUCCGAAGCGUAAUAAUGCAAGUUUUGAGUUCAUUGUGAUAAACGUACAAGUGUAUUACAUUAUUAAGUUGAAACAAUCGUUGUGAUGUGUAUAGUUAGUUAAUAAAUUAUUUUAGUUUAAGGUGUAUAUAUUAGAUUAUUAUGUACAUGUA